CUCCAGCUGUGAAUUCUUUCUUAGUCCCUUUGCUCCAUCAUAAAUUGAGGAACCCGAUAGAACUUCCGUUUGACCACGACAAACAAGACAACAAGUCAUAAAUUACUCGCAAGAGAGCUAGAUGCAUAGCGUCGAAGCAUAACACUGCAAUUGGCAGCAGCUACUAACACAGGACCUCAUUCAUUUGUACUUGACUUUAAACAAUAAUUUCGUCGCCAUGGCUCGCGAAAGUGACGCUCCACUCGAUCCCAUGACCCCUCGUCGGCCGACAAACGACGCACAGCAGCAGCACCAGCAACAGCCUCGUCGUGUCCAUCCAGAGUUUGGGAAAGCAACUCCUCUUCGCCCAGUGCAUCAUCAGAGCCACGCUCACCAUAACCCAAAACCUCACAACACGAACGCCCCAAUCACAAAUAACAACAACAGCAGCAACAGAGGCAACCCUUUCAACAUCCCCAAGCCCAACCAAGCUCGUCCUGAGCAUCACAGACCCCAGCAGCAGUCACGACCUCAGCAGCAGCCCUUACCGCAUCAGCGAGGACCGAAGACCCCCGGCCCUGCUGGAGCAUUCGCUACUCCUCAUCGGGCGGAGACUUACGAUCCUUUCCAGCCUGUUCGUCCAUCGGCCUACAAUAACAACCGUUUCUCUCGUCCCGUCAGCAAUGAUGUCGUCGAAAUUCGCCGUCCGGAGAAUUUCACAUUCAACACGCCCCGCGCGCCGAAGACGUUCUUCGCCUCCAAGCCCUCGGCCAUCAAGAUGGCGAAUGGCUCACGGAAUCUGCAGAAUUUUAUCGACUUGACCGGGGAGGGUGGAUUUACUCCAAGUGCGCGGGGGAGGAAUAACGGAUUCGGGUCUAUGGAUGUGAACGGAUUCGUUGACACGGCGAAAGCGAAUGAGAAUAUCAAGGCGCUGCUUGAGGGGGCGUUUGAAGACGACGACGAUGAGAAGCAGAAGGACAAGUUGAAGAAAAAGAAGAAGGAUAAGAAGAAGGAUAGAAAAAAAGACAAGAAGGAAGCGAAGAAGGAAGACAAGAAGCAAGAUCUGAAGAAGAUGGAGGAAAAGGCCAAGGACAAGAAGCAAGACAUCGCCGACAUAGAUGAUCUUGCUGCGCAGCUGGAAAGUGUGACUGUGAAGGAGACGAGAGUUUCGGAUGAUAGUGAGGAUGAGGGUGAGACAUCUUCGAAUUCACCCAAGGCCACUACCAAGCAUUUGGCGGAGGAGAAAGAGGAUGAAAGUGACAGUGAAGCUGAAGCUGAGUCGGAAGACGAGGAAGAGGAUGAAGAGGAGGAGGAUGAAGAUGAUGGUACCGUGGAAGGCUUGAAGGUCAAACUACUUCCUCACCAGCGUGAAGGUGUCAACUGGAUGUGCGACAAAGAAACUGGCCGCAACAAGACGAAGGGUGUCCUCCCCAAGGGCGGCAUCUUGGCCGACGAUAUGGGUCUUGGAAAGACCGUUCAAACGAUCGCCCUGAUCCUUUCUAACCGGAAACCUACAAGUGGACUUCGACGUUCCAAGUCCCAGGAUGAUGAAGAGGACAGCGACGAGGACGAAGAGGAAGAUACCCGGAAACUCCCUCCCGGCCUUAGCAAAACCACCCUGGUCGUUGCGCCCCUAGCACUUAUCAAGCAAUGGGAAGCCGAAAUCCUGGACAAAGUCGAACCAUCACACCGACUCCGCGUGCUCGUAUACCACGGCAAUGCACGCGCGAAGGCGACCGACAACCUGGAGAAUUACGAUGUCGUGAUCACCACUUAUGGAACCCUAACCUCUGAGCAUGGUGCACUCGACAAAAACAAGAAGAAAACAGGUAUCUUUUCUGUAUACUGGUAUCGAAUUGUUUUGGACGAAGCGCACACGAUCAAGAAUCGAAAUGCCAAGGCAACCCAGUCCGCCUGUGCUCUCGACGCGGAAUAUCGGUGGUGCCUGUCAGGAACGCCCUUGCAGAAUAAUCUUGAUGAGCUUCAAAGUCUGAUCAAGUUCCUUCGGAUCAAACCCUUCAACGAUCUGGCCAAUUGGAGAGAACAAAUCACCAAACCCAUAUCCAACGGUCGCGGCGGCCUUGCCAUUGAGCGUUUGCAGGUUUAUCUCAAGAUCUUCAUGAAGAGACGUACUAAGGAUGUCCUGAAGCAGAACGCCAACCUUCAACCGGGUGAAGAGGGCAAGGGAGGUGAGAAGAAGAAGAAGUCCAACGGCUUCCAGAUUGUCAAGCGAGAGGUCGUCAAGGUAGAAGCAGAAUUUAUGUCCGGUGAGCUGGAUUUUUAUAAACGCCUGGAACAGCGCACGGACGACAGUCUCGAGAAAAUGAUGGGCGGCGAGAAAGUUGACUAUGCCGGCGCGUUGGUCCUGCUGUUGCGUCUUCGACAGUCAUGCAAUCACCCCGAUCUUGUCAAGAGUGACCUUGCUAAGGAUAAGGACGUUCUUCUGCAAACUGGGGCUACUGGGAGUCAGCAAUCGUCCGGCAGGCAAGAUGAUCUGGACAGUAUGGCAGAUCUGUUUGGUGCACUGAGUGUGGUGUCCAGGAAGUGUGAUAUCUGCCAGAUGGAUCUCAGCCCGGAUGAGGCGUCUGGUGGUAGAAGCAGGUGCAAGGAGUGCCAAACUACGCUUGACACGAACAUCAUGACGACCGACAAGAAGAGGCGGAGUGGACCCAAUGCGGUCAUUGAUCUGACGCAGUCGCCUUCGGAGCGUCGCUCUGAGGCGCAAGCAGCUCGUUUCCGCAGAAACAGAAGGGUGGUAGUCGACAGCGAUGAUGAAGAUGAAGAGGAUGGCGAGUGGAUUGUCCCAGAGCAUCAGCGAAAGCAAUCCAAUCUGGGGAAGGCUGGGGGCACUGACGACGAGGACGCUGAGGGGGGGGGCGAAUGGCUCCACUCAGAUGAUUCUGACGAUUCAGCUGAUUCUGACUCUGAUCAGGAUGGACCCGAAUCUCCGAGUCGAAAGCCUACAAGUAUACGGAAGGAGACCCAUGGCCUUGUUACUGUCGACAGUGAGGAUGAUGAAGACAUCUACCUGAAUACUGGGGAUGACUCCAAUGCCGUUCUCCCGUCUACCAAGGUCCGCCAUCUGAUGAAGAUUCUCCGACGCGAGUCCGCGGACCACAAGUUUAUCGUCUUCUCUGUGUUCACCUCUAUGUUGGACAAGAUUGAGCCAUUCCUAAAACGCGCGGGAAUCGGAUUCGCCCGGUAUGAUGGCGGCAUGCGUAAUGAUCAUCGUGAAGCGAGCCUCAACAAGCUCCGGAACAACAGUGGCACGAGGGUUCUUCUGUGCAGUCUGCGAGCCGGUGCAUUGGGGCUGAACCUGACCGCUGCGAGCCGAGUGGUUAUCCUGGAGCCAUUCUGGAAUCCUUUUGUCGAAGAGCAGGCGAUUGACCGCGUCCACCGCCUGAACCAGACCCGGGACGUUAAGAUCUACAAGAUGAUCAUCAAGGGCACUGUGGAAGAACGUAUUCUUGACCUCCAAGAACGCAAGCGGGAGCUCGCCAACGUGACCAUUGAGGGCAAGACUGCGGCCGCCAAGCUCACGAUGAAGGAUAUGAUGGCGCUGUUCGGCAAGGACGCCGAAGCUCGAUAUAACGGAGACAGCAAUAUCGACCUGACGCAGACCACCAAGUUGUUGGCGUCGGGAGCUGAGGCUGGUUCGCCGUACGUGAGCAAGAGCAGCGGCAGCCGUGUCAGCGAGUCGCAGUCGCAGUCGCGCGAGCGCGAGCGCAACCGUCCACAGGGCCAGCGCGCCCCUCGGACAGAGGAUUCGGUAUAUGGCAGACGGUGGUAGAUGCGAUCAGAUGAUCUGAAACGCAUGUGGUGCGACACGGACACGGGGUUCCUCGAACGGAAGACGGAAGCCAAUGCAUUGCAGGAGUUGGGAUUCGGGUUAGGACGGACACGGUACAGGACAUGUUAGUGCUACAUGUGUAGAUAUAGACACGGGUCUGAUGAUUUAGAAAUGCGUUUACGAACUUCAACUGGGCAUCGUGAUCUCGGUGGAGCGAAUUAAU
Molecule: messenger RNA, 3992 nt
Organism: Aspergillus saccharolyticus JOP 1030-1
Lineage: Eukaryota; Fungi; Ascomycota; Eurotiomycetes; Eurotiales; Aspergillaceae
Product: putative SNF2 family helicase/ATPase
Exons: 3
Coding region: 218-3769 (1183 amino acids)
Cellular component (GO): cytoplasm
Molecular function (GO): ATP-dependent chromatin remodeler activity; ATP binding
Source: RefSeq, a predicted model, not a curated record